GCGGCUCCCCGCGGUCCUGUUUUCCUCUGAGCGCGCUCGUGAACCGCACAGCUGGUCGCGCGCUCUUGCCAGUGUCUCGCGCUUCUUCAUUCACACACUGAACUCGGCGCGAGCAGAGGAGGCGGGAGCCGCUCAAUCUCUCUCAUUGAGGAGAAGAGUUUAUUAAAGGAGCAGUUUAAACUAGCUCUCGUCCGGUGUUGAGGAGAUUUUACAGUUUCUGUCGGGUUUCGUCAGACUUAAACCGACUGCUGUCUCCGAAAGUUAACGGAAGCGCACAGUUUUGCUCGUGUCCGUUUCUUUAGUUCGUUGGAGUUUCUGCUUUUUGUCGCUGUCUUCACUUACACUAGUUUUUACUCAGAUUUACUGUUCCUGUUCACUUAGCGGAGUAUUUUUUUUUUUUUUUUUUUACUUUUUUAGUGGAUGUAAUCUGUGUGGAAACUUAAACUCGUCACGUGGCUUUUUCAGUUUUGAGUGACAUUAUUAUUAUUGUCCGUUGAUUUUCACAGGUGAACAGCUGUUCCCCAUCACCCCCUCUUCAAUGGUUUGACUAAACCCACUGCUGGAGAUCCUUAAAACUUAAACUUUCUGAGUGUGUUUCCAUUUGUAAACAUGGAUAAAUACGACGAUUUGGGACUUGAGGCGAGUAAAUUCAUCGAGGACUUGAACAUGUAUGAAGCAUCGAAGGACGGCUUAUUUCGCGUGAAGAGAGAUGCAGGAAACAACCCGGAUUUUGAAGAAACCAGGAGGGUUUUUGCCUCAAAAAUGACCAAAAUACACAUGCAAAAACAGCAAGAGGAGAUGGCAAGAAGCGAAAGUGUGCCAGCAAGGAUCAAUGGAAGUAAUCUGAAAGUGUCAGAUAACACAUUUUACACCAAAGACAGACCACCCAUCAAUAGUUAUAGACAAGGAGGUGAAGCAGCAGCCAAACCACCCAUCAUGUCCGGACCAAUGGUUGGCACUGCCAAUGUGACUCCAUACAUAUCUUACGAAGGACAAAAACAUCAUUCAGCCGGCUUACACGAUGGAUCCAGCAGCAGUAAGGAGAUUGGAAAUGCUGUUAACCCAAUACCAGUGCCAGCCCGGGCAUCGCCCUCAACCAGCCCCCCUGGCACAUGGGCGUCAAGAAGCGGCUACCCCUCUCAGGUGCCAUCAUCUCCUUUCUCGAACAGUUCUAGCCCACAUGGAGCUCAUUCUCCAGUGUCCCAGGGCUUCUCUCAAACCUUUGCCCCUUCAGGGAAGUCUCCCUCACAGUCACCCACAGGAACAUAUAGGGAUUCAUAUCACCAGCCUCUUCAAGUUAGCCCUGGUCAACCCAUCUCUGCCAGUGGACCAACACAAAACGGGGCAGCUCAUAACAUUGGCACCCCCUCCCUUACCCAGGUGACCCCACCUCCACUGUCCCAUGGAGGGAAGCAAGGUGAGCCACUCCAACCCAGUAACCUGACAACGGCUGUUCCCACAGUGGCGGCCCCUGUGGAGUCGUCCCGUGAUGAGUCUCCCAGCCCUUCUCGGGCACUCAAACUGCCAUGCCAGACCCUCCAAGUACAGACAGAUCAGGGGCCAUCUGCGGCUGAAAUAAAAUUAGAAGCUCUAACUGAACGGCUGGAAAAGGAGAUGGACGUCCAGCCAAAGGCUGAGUACUUUGGCAGCUGUGUGAAGUGCAACAAGGCUGUUUAUGGAGCCAGUCAGGCAUGUCAGGCCAUGGGCAGCCUGUACCAUGACAGCUGCUUCACCUGUAGCGCAUGCAGUCGAAAGCUCCGGGGAAAAGCCUUUUACUACGUCUGUGGGAAAGUCUUUUGUGAAGAGGACUUCCUGCUGUGGAAUCCAACCAUUCAACCAUCUGAGUACUCUGGGUUCCAGCAGUCAGCCGACAAAUGCAACGUGUGCGGACAUUUAAUCAUGGACAUGAUCCUGCAGGCGCUGGGAAAGUCUUACCACCCAGGCUGCUUCCGCUGCGCCAUCUGUAAUGAGAGUUUGGAUGGCGUGCCUUUCACUGUGGACACAGAGAAUAAGAUCUACUGUGUGAAGGACUACCACAGAGUUCUAGCACCUAAAUGUGCAGCAUGUAAUCAGCCGAUCCUGCCCUCUGAGGUAAGACACGGAUCAGAUGAAACCAUUCGAGUGGUCUCCAUGGACAAGGACUACCAUGUGGAGUGCUAUCACUGUGAGGACUGUCACAUGGAGUUGAAUGACGAGGAGGGUCACCGCUGCUAUCCUCUAGACGGACACCUGCUCUGUCACGCAUGUCACCUCAAACACAUCGACCCUGCCGCCCCUCUGUCUGCAGCAAACAGCUACCACAGUCAGUUUUAAGGAUCUGCCACCCCCUUGUGGGUGUUCAGAGACAUCACAAUCAUUUGCCAAAGAUGCUCAGCUAUUACAUGCCAAAAAUCACAGCUGAGAUUGAGAUUACAAAAAGAAAGUAAUUUAGCCUUGCUUGUAUAAUACAAAUGCUGUAAACAAUGAGCCAUUGGCUUAUGCAAAAUGCUACAGAUUUUUGUAAAUAGGGCACCCAUUACAUGCUGUAUGUUAUUACUAAACUUUGCAAACCUUUUUCUGAAUUUCUUCAAUGGCAUCUAAUAGUAUAUAAACAUUUAUUUAAGUCUUUUUUAAAAGGUUUGCUCAGUAAUUGUUUUUAUUCUCUUGUGCUGGUCAAUAUUCUUCAAGUUAUACUGAUACUAAACAAAGUAGACGCUGCAUCAUAAAAAAGCAAUUUUUUUUGAAAAUUUCAGAAGCUUAUUUGAAUGCUUGUUCAUCAAGCACAUCAAGCAUAAACCAACCAAAUAAAAAUCACACUUUUCUACAGUCAUGUUUUUACAUCUAUUAUUCUGAAUACCUUUGAAUACCUUUUGUCACUGCACAGAAUUCAGCAGUACACCACAGCUCUUAAACUUGGCAGGUCAAACCCACACCUUGACACCAAUUACUCUCAAUUCAAAACCAUUAUAUCAGACAUGGAGGUUGACAUGUUUUUUCUGUUAAUGAUCUUGAUUGUUUGUACAUUUUGUUGAGUGAAGAUAGAAUGGCACAAUAGAAUGUCGGGUUGUUUGCCAAGUUUGGUGAAUCGGAUCACAAAAGCUAUUCUUGCAGAAAUUCAAAUAAUUUAAAUGGGUUGUCACAAAACUCCAGAUUAAGAUGAAAUGAUCUUGAGGCCAAAAGUAACUGCAGCAUAGCUCACCUGCUUAUUUAUAAAUAACCAUGGGAAAGACUUAGUAAAUCAUUUAUAUGCCUGUCGUUUCUAUCAUUUUCAUUAGUUAAGCGGUUGAUUGUGUUCACUGCCUUGUGUUCUCAGUGUUACUUAUUUAUCCAUCUGCUCCUAUUAAAACGUAGGAUGUGAUGUGUUAUGCUGAUGAUUUUGAAAAAAAUAAAAGAUUUUAUGAUGAUU
Messenger RNA from Megalobrama amblycephala (Wuchang bream), 3385 nucleotides. It is a transcript of the gene limd1a, whose product is annotated as LIM domain-containing protein 1. Gene Ontology annotation, molecular function: transcription corepressor activity. Gene Ontology annotation, cellular component: adherens junction; nucleus; P-body. Lineage: Eukaryota; Metazoa; Chordata; Actinopteri; Cypriniformes; Xenocyprididae. The transcript is spliced from 9 exons. Gene Ontology annotation, biological process: negative regulation of hippo signaling; cytoskeleton organization; regulation of DNA-templated transcription. The coding region runs from base 610 to 2313 and encodes 567 amino acids. The record is from RefSeq and is a predicted model, not a curated record.